Molecule: messenger RNA, 4095 nt
Organism: Penaeus monodon (black tiger shrimp)
Lineage: Eukaryota; Metazoa; Arthropoda; Malacostraca; Decapoda; Penaeidae
Product: serine/threonine-protein kinase VRK1-like
Exons: 10
Coding region: 249-2186 (645 amino acids)
Biological process (GO): signal transduction; peptidyl-serine phosphorylation
Cellular component (GO): nucleus; cytoplasm
Molecular function (GO): ATP binding; protein serine/threonine kinase activity
Source: RefSeq, a predicted model, not a curated record
ACGCGAUGCUCGGCCGUUCCCGCCAUUGUCGCGCUGGAGAGGCGGAGGGACGAGGCAGCCGCCCGCAGGGACACGCUUUUUCGAGAUGAGGCGGUUACUCCACGUGAUUUAGGAGCUCGCUUUUGGCUUCCUUUUAUGUUUUAAGUUGAGGAUUUUGAGAGAGCAAGUGAGAGAUUUGGUGCUACUAGGGGAGAACAAGUGAAGGGAAAACACAUUUGUCCUAAACCGAACCUGCCAGCUAGACGGACAUGGCUCCCCGCAGAGGAGCAACCGCAAACAAGGGAGGCUCGAAGGCAGCUCCCAAGAAGCGUGUGGCAGCAAACGGCUUCAAGCUGCCCGACCCCAUUGCCCCUGGGGUCGUCGUAACAGAUAUUGCCAAGAAGAACUGGAGAAUUGGUAAUAGUAUUGGUGUGGGUGGCUUCGGAGAGAUCUACUUGGCUUCCAAUGAAACAGACAGACCAGUGGAUGAUUCAGCCGAUUAUGUUAUCAAAGUGGAGCCUCACAGCAAUGGCCCACUGUUUGCGGAGAUGCACUGCUACAUGCGCGUAGCCAAGCCAGAGCACAUCGAAACCUGGAAGAAGGAGAAGAAGCUGAAGCGCCUGGGCAUGCCAAAGUACCUGGGCUCAGGCUCGUUUGAAUACAAUGGCCAGAAGUACAGAUUCAUGGUCAUGGAGAGAUUUGGCAUGGACUUGCAGAAGAUCCUCGAGAGACACAGCAAGAGAUUCUCCUUCAAGACCGUCUUUCAAGUGGGCAUUCAAAUUUUGGAUGUGCUGGAAUACAUCCAUAGCAAGGAGUACAUCCAUGCUGACAUCAAGGCAUCCAACCUGCUGAUCGGACACCAACCGGGCACUGAACACCAGGUAUUCCUCGUUGACUUUGGCCUGGCCUGUCGCUAUGCCAACGAUGGGAAGCACAAAGAAUACAAGUUUGAUCAGAGGAAGGCCCAUGAUGGCACCAUAGAAUUUACAUCUCGGGAUGCCCACAUUGGUGCUCACUCCCGACGAGGAGACCUAGAGAUCCUUGGCUACAACAUGACACAGUGGCUUUGUUCACGACUACCUUGGGAAGAUAAGUUACAAGAUUGCAAUUAUGUAGCUAAUCAGAAGAGGGGCUACAUGGAGAAACUAGAUACAUUUAUGUCGCAGUGUUUCCCAGAAACCCAGCCUCCAGGUCUGAAAGAGUAUUUAGAAUACGUGGUCAACCUGGCUUUUGACGAGAAGCCUGACUACGAGAAGUGCCGGAACAUCCUCCGCGAGGGCUUAAAGGCCAAGGGCUACCGGGAUGACGGGAAGCUGGUGUUUAUGUCAGCAACACCAGUGCCAGUGUCACGUAAACCCAAGUCGCGUCUCGACCGCAAGAAAACCACAAAGCGGCGUUCAGAGGAGGAGGAAAAUAUAUCGGACUUCACUCCCAAGAAGAUGAUGAGGGCUUCUAAUAUCUCUCCAUGUAGGCCAAGGAAUAAGAGGGUUAAUACAAGAACCUGCCCCAGAAAUUCCUUGAUAGGUAUCAGUCUGAGCAAGCCUAAUCAGCCAGAGUUCGCCUACAUAGACCCUGAAGACGUAAUGAUUGAGAAGGAAAAUCAAAAGAUGGCCGAGCGUAAAAUGAAGCAGAGACCCAAGAGAUUAGGCAUUGUUCGGGACACGUCCCUUGACAACCCUACCCCACAGAUGAUUGAAAUCAUGAACAAGAUCAGAGAGAAGUCGGCAUCUCCACCAGUUUGCCAAAAACGUCAUAGGCACAAUAGCAACUGUUACAGCAACAGAAGCAGCCCCACAGGGGAAGAGCCCCCAACACAGUUCACCCCUGAGAUGGAAGCUGUGAUGCGGAGACGUGCUGAGCGCCUGUCAUCCACCUCAGACUGCGAAACCUAUUGUUAUUCUAGUUCCUUAUCAGAUGUUGGGUCACCGCAAAUGUUUGAUUCCUCGGAGAAUGAGGACUCGAACGACGCCACCAUCUAUUACUCUCCAACGGCUCCCUCUCCUCCCUAUAUGGCUCCUCAAAAUAAUAAUACAGUUAAAAAGGGACACACCAGACGUCAACGAACAGGUCUAUACGUCUCGCCGAGAGAAGUUGCACAGCUGCUGAGUAGUGCGCGUGUAGAGUUACGGACAAUUGCGACUCAGACAUCUCCAGGCGUGAGAGUGACCCGCAGCAUAUCUAGACAGACGUCACCCGAGAUAUUUUAAGUGCAGUGUUAAUUGGUUUUGUGAAAAAAAAAGAGAAAAUAUAAUUAGUCAGCAAUAUACUUUGGUGAUCAAACAGUGGAUUUACUGGUGCUCACAUUGGAAAAGAUGUGUUGAAAAUUUUUAUUGUGUAUAUACUGUACGUACCUCAGAGAUACUGUGACGAGGGUUAAUAGUUGAAUUUGAAAAAUAUAAGUGAAGUGGAAAAUGACUUGUUACUGUUUCAUUUGGAAAAAUGAGAAAGAACUGAAGGUGAUAUAUAAAUAUAUAUUAUACAUAUAUAGAUACUUAUUAUUUUUGUUUUAAUCCUUCAAAAGGGCUAAUUUUCUUUUGAGGAAAUGCCAAACCUCAGGAGUGUGAGACAUGGUUGUAAGCUAGUGAAACUGUUGUGAACAUUUAGAAAGAAAUUUUAUUCCAGUUGUAUUUCUGCUAGAAACCAUGUGGACCAGACUGUUGUGCACAGUGACAAAAUCCAUUGAACUCUUGUAGUGACCAGUUGUGUAAAUACAUAUAUAUUUUUUUCUCUCUACUUUUCUUGAAUAUGGCCAAUUGUCCAGUCAUUCAAAAUCACGUUUCUCCUGUGGCCAUCAUGUUCAUUUCAUCCUAGGCUUAAACGUUUUCAGUCUCUAAAUUAUUUCAUGUCAUAUUCCAUUCUCAUUUAUGCUUUUAUAUUGAAAAUACUGCUUAAUAAAAAAGAUGUUUUUUUCAUUUUUUAAAGGUUCUUUUGCAAACCAGUAUAUUUAUAUAUUUGAAAAAUAAAAAUAUGGAUUUAGUUUGUGUGCCUUAUUAGCUCACAAUUUCUUUUAUGAUAUUGGCAAUAACUUUACUACAUCAAGGGAUCCAGUACAGUUCAAAGUAAAUUAAAUAUCACAUGUGUAUGUAUUCAACCAAACUUUGGAGUUGUAGAGGAAAAUCUUUUAGGCCAAGGCUGUGAUAUCUCUAAAAUAAAAUAUAAAAAAAAAAAGAAAAAAAAAAAAACAAGGAUUAAUAGGUUCCUUGCCAUUGGCUUUUCAGACUUUCUAAAGAGCAGUUUCUGUGUUCUUAUUUUAGACAUUUUCUUGUGGCAUUAUUGUGCGAAUCAAUAAUUUUCCUUUUCUUUUUCAAGUUUUGCUGUCUUCUCUGAUAUGUUUUUUUUUAUUUUUUAUUUUUAUCCUCCCCCUGAUGAAAAUGACCUUGACAAGCAUACUAUAUGGAAUUGGUAGUACCUGUUCUGGUUGUGUAAUAAAGUUGAAGUAGAUUUUUCUUAAAUUCCUGUGGUUCUGAACGUUAUUGGCUGAAGAUGUUCCAUUACCUGCCAAGGAAGACUCCCAUGUAGACUGAAAAUCACCAGUAGUUACAUUUUGCUUGAAGGCAUUAUUAGUAUUAUUAAGUAUUCAUUAAUAAUUGUGUUUGUAGCUACUGCAGCUUUUAUUAAAAAAUAAAAAUAUAAAGAUUUUUCAAUAGUCAAAAGUCAUCAGGAACUAUUGUUAUGGAAUUUGCUUCUUCCACCAACCAGACUAGUGACUUUCAGUUUACAGAAUGGGGUUCCUUUGCCAUUUUUUGCACACCAGCAUUGUAUAAUGAAGUAAAAAUGAAAGUCGUGUGAAAUAGUCAUCUGGUUUAGCCAACUGCCUUUUCUUGUUUGGAGAAAUUUACUGCUAUUGAUUGCAUGUUAAUCUUUACCUUUUUUUUUUUCCAUGGUAUGACAAUAGUGUGAGUAAUUGUUGAUUCCCUGGUUUUAUUAGGUUUUGUUUACCAAUGGAAUUUGUAGUUACUAUAAUUGCCAAAUGGAUUUCCUUUUUUUUGGCCCUUCCUUCAGGAUCUCAUGGUUCACGUUGUUUUUUGCUCAAAGCUUCGGCUCUUUACUCAGUCAGUACUGGUUUAUUCCAUUGUACAGUGUACAUUUUUUUUGAAAAAUAAAGUGUUUUGAUUA